This is a messenger RNA of Fusarium graminearum PH-1, 921 nucleotides long. RefSeq lists its product as uncharacterized. The record is from RefSeq and is a predicted model, not a curated record. Lineage: Eukaryota; Fungi; Ascomycota; Sordariomycetes; Hypocreales; Nectriaceae. The transcript is spliced from 3 exons. The coding region runs from base 1 to 921 and encodes 306 amino acids.
AUGCCUCGAUACUUAACAAUCCUGCGCCUAGUCAGUCUUCUGACUAUCACCAAUCCUAUAUCUGCGACCAAAUACGGUUAUAUAGAGUCAAAGGAAUGUGUGGACCCAUCAGGCUAUGAACUAUGCUACAAAUCUAGAGACGAUGAACGCAACGUCUGCAUCAACAAAAAUUGUGAAGGUCAGAACAUUGACUGCCUCAACGCUUGUGACUGCGUAUUCAACGUGGACGUCAUCGACUGCGCCCUGACGCAUUGUUGGAACAAGGUGUACAGUUGCGAAUACCAAAACACAGUGCUUGAACUGGGUGGCCCCUGCAUCGAUGAGAAGUUCAAAGAUAUUCCCUUCUUCCCAGCACCCGACGAUGUUCCAGACGCUUGCUCAUGCAACCUCGGCAAGAUCGCUACGUCUCUAAAUCGUGCUGUGGAUGAAUUGGACACAUGUAUCGAGAGGAACCAGGAGAUAUGGGAUUCACUCUCUAUUGAUGAACAGGGGAACUUACUCAUCUCGCAAGAUGAAGAUUACCCUCAAUGUGGCGAUUACAACGACGCCUACAACUGCGCGAAUGAUCUCAAGUUCACACCACCAGGCAAAGACAAUUCAGCAAAGUUUUAUGCCCCCGGAGAGUUUCCCAAGAAUGGAACCAAAACAAUGUCGAAUAUGGAUGGCAGUAUCACUAGUCCUCUGAGUGGCGCUACGUUUACAUGGACAAAUGGCAACAUUGUACAUCCCAUCACCGGGGCGAGUGUGGAUGCAAAGCCAACCGAUAACUCGAAAAACAACGAAAACAAGACUGAUGAUACAGAGGAGAUAGGAAAGGAGGAUGAAGAGGAGACAGGAGAGGAGGAUGAAGAGGGCGCGGGCUCGGCUAUAACCCCUCAUUUGUGGGUUCUUGUCUGUCUAGUCCUUGUCUUGUUACCUUGA